Molecule: messenger RNA, 2541 nt
Organism: Ictalurus punctatus (channel catfish)
Lineage: Eukaryota; Metazoa; Chordata; Actinopteri; Siluriformes; Ictaluridae
Product: leucine-rich repeat-containing protein 15
Exons: 2
Coding region: 191-1840 (549 amino acids)
Molecular function (GO): protein binding
Source: RefSeq, a predicted model, not a curated record
UGGCACCGACGAUGCACAGAUGUGGGAAUGACUGGGGGAGUGCGUGGGUGCUGACGGGAAUCUGGACAAAACGUCUCGAGUGUUUAGGGAAAGGUUAAGGAAGCAGCCCACUUUAAGAAGGAGAGAAGGGGUUACACAGAAGAAAAGAAGACCGCUUAUAUUUCUGAACAGUCAUCUGCCACAGGACCCCAUGGAUCUAGGACAGUAUAUAAUCCUCUGCAUUUGUGCUGUAAAUGCAGUUGUCUGGGGAUGUCCACAGAAAUGCCAGUGCAAAAACAACAAGACUUUGUGCAAGGGAUAUGAAAUGAAAGAUUUCCCUUCCCCCAUUCCCGUAAAUACGAACGCUCUGGUCAUUACCGAAACUAACAUCACCUCACUGAAACCAGUUCAUUUUGGAGCCUUCUCUGAGACGCUUACAGUGUUUUCAGUAUUGGAUUCAAGGAUAAGAGAGGUGCAACCUCACACCUUUGAUGAGACACCCCACCUAAUCAACUUAACGCUUUCAGCAUCUGAGCUAUCUUCUCUACCAGAGGACCUGUUUCAGAAAUCGCAGUCACUGGAGAAUCUGAUUCUGAGCAACAACAAACUAAAUACACUCCCUUCAUCCCUGCUCGCUCCUCUUCAAGCCCUGAAAUUAUUGGACCUGAGGAAAAACAAGCUGAAAUCUAUUCCAGAGGAGGCUUUUCGGGGUCUGACUCACCUGGAGAACCUCGUGUUGCAGGAAAACAACAUCACGAACCUGCACUCGGGUACCUUCCGUGGACUUCGCAAGCUCAAGACCUUGUCCCUAAAACAGAACAAGCUGGAAGUGAUCCCAAGCAAUAUCUUUGAGCAUCUGGAGAACCUUGAGUUCUUGCAUCUGCAGAACAACGUCAUCACACACUUACCUGCGGAACUUUUCGCACACCAACGGAAGCUCCAAAAGCUCUACCUCUCUAACAAUUUGCUGUCUGUCCUUCCUGAAGGUAUCUUCUUGAACAUGCCCAAGCUACAGAAGAUCUCACUUUUUGAUAACCAGCUGCAGACACUGUCUCCCAACACCUUCGGUCCCAUGCCCCUGCUCGAGGAGCUGUGGCUGUAUGACAACAAUUUAACACGUCUUGAUGAAAACGUCUUCAGCAGUUUAACUCAUAUCAAACUUCUAGUGCUCAGCAGGAACCAGAUCUCGUACAUCUCUCCUGGUGCCUUCAAUGGAUUGAUCGAGCUGGAAGAAAUUUCUUUACAGGCCAACCACCUGACAAGCCUCGAGGAAGGAGUAUUCAGAGGUCUUCCUAAUUUGGCCAAAAUAUCGUUGAGAAACAAUCAGAUUCAGCACCUUCCUGGGAAGCUUCUCCAUGGCCUUUCAUAUUUAAAGCAUCUGGAGCUUCAAAACAAUUCUCUACUCUAUUUAUCCGAGGAGCUUUUAGACUCGCUAACCAAUGCUACCAAUGUAGUGCUAUUUGAAAAUCUCUGGAGGUGCGACCGGGACAUUGUACCACUUCGAGACUGGCUAUCGAAGUACCAAGAAAAAGCAAAUAACGCCUCAUCCAUCAAGUGCUUUAGUCCCUCCUGGCUGAUGAACAUCAGUAUUAUAAACCUUGAAAACCAUCACCUUCAAACAUCUACUGGUUCCACUAAUCCGUCUAAAAUUCCCCCCACUCCUCUACCUCAUAGUAGCACCACCGUACCUUCAGCGAACACCACAUCACUCUCAGAGAACAAAGACCACACCAGUGAUCAAUGGCGCACACACAUCAUCAUUAUUGCUGUGGUUUGCACUGCAGCUGUUGUGGCUAUAAGCAUCUGUGUUAUAUGCUGGAGGAGGAACAAACGACGGGGCAGUCGAAAUAUAGAGCACUAAGCUUUCGAAGGUCUAAACCGGUUGAACUUUUUGUGUAAAUGCAAUCAAUCCCCCCCCCCAAUAUUCAAGCCUUGAUUCAUUAAGAUCCCAAAGAACGAGCACCCAAUCUCCACGUAAUGUAGGAUAAAAGAGUCACAUGAUCCACAUGUGAAUAUGAAAUGAUUGACAGCUGACAUUGUUGGUGUUUUUGAUAUGAAAUGACCCUCUGGAAACCCCAACACCUUUCUCCCUUACUGUUGAUCUCGGCUGUGGAUCAGGUGGUAGAGCGGGUCGUCCGUUGAUUGUAGGGUCGGCGGUUCGAUUCCCGGUCCACGUGACUCCACGUGCCGAAGUGUCCUCGGGCGAGACGCUGAACCCCAAGUUGCUCCCGAUGGCAAGUUAGCGCCUUGCACGGCAGCUCUGCUAGCAUUGGUGUGUGAAUGAGAACCAGUGGUCUAGCGACGCCCCUAGUAGUGGGUGUAAAUAGUUUUUUGAAAGUCCUCACAGAUAGACGAUUCCCAUAUCUUACGAACGCAAACAACACACCGGAGUAGUUUUUAUUCGAAAAAAGAUUCUUUUAACAAGCAGCUGAAAUGUCCGGUUUGCUUAACUGACUUAUACUGUCUCGAUUUCAGUAUUUUUGUUUGUGUUAGUGUUUGGAUGAAUAUAAUUAGUGGGUUAUGUUGUUUACUUCCUGUUUGCUUUGUGUUGUUUCGUAAAAA